AUGGGUUCCAUCUCUAUCUCGGAGAAGCCCCAUGCCGUGUGCGUACCCUACCCUGCGCAGGGCCACAUCACCCCCAUGAUGAUGUUGGCGAAGCUCCUCCACUCCCGGGGAUUCCACAUUACAUUCGUCAACACUGAGUAUAACCACCGCCGCCUCCUCAAGUCCCGGGGGCCGUCCGCCCUCGACGGCCUUCCCGACUUUCGAUUCGAGACCAUCCCUGACGGUCUCCCCCCAUCCGAUAUCGACGGUACCCAGGACAUCCCUUCCCUCUGUGAGUCCACCAUGAACACCUGCCUGGUUCCCUUCCGGGAACUACUCGCAGGCUUGAAAUCCUCCGGCGAUGUUCCGCCAGUCACCUGCAUCAUCUCCGACGGUGUGAUGAGCUUCACCCUCGACGCUGCCGAGGAGAUCAGGGUCCCCGAGGUGUUGUUCUGGACGACGAGCGCCUGCGGUUUCAUGGGUUACCUGCACUACAGAGAACUUAUCAACAGGGGAAUCACUCCUCUACAAGGUACUAAGCCAGAUUCCUCUGCAACUUUGAAUAUUUUCAUCAAUAAUUCAUUUCUCUCUGGUGUGCAGACUCUGCAGACCUUACAAACGGCUACCUUGACACAACCAUCGAUUGGAUACCGGGGAUGCCCAACGUGCGCCUGAAGGAUAUACCAACCAUUAUCAGGACGACGAACACAGAUGAGUUUAUGCUGAAGUUUGUCCUCCACGAGACAGAGAGGGCGUCUAGGGCUUCUGCAAUCAUCCUCAACACAUUCGAAAGCUUGGAAGGCCCAGUUCUUAAAGCUAUGGACCGCAUCCUACCACCCAUAUACCACGUCGGACCUCUCUGUGUGCUUUCUCAACAGGUAGCCAAGAGCCUCCAGGCAAUCAUGGGCUCCAAUCUUUGGAAGGAGGACACGAGUUGCCUCGAGUGGUUAGAAAGGAGGAAGCCGGGGUCCGUCGUCUACGUCAAUUUCGGCAGCAUAACGGUGAUGACCAACGAGCAGCUGGUGGAGUUCGCGUGGGGCCUCGCCGACAGCAACCAGGACUUCUUGUGGAUCAUCCGGCCCGACCUCGUCAAAGGAGAGUCAGCGGUGCUCCCGGAGGAGUUCCUGAGGGAGGUUGAAGGCCGGGGCCUGUUAGCAAGCUGGUGCCCGCAGGAGAAGGUGCUAGGCCACCCCGCGGUAGGUGGUUUCUUGACCCACAGCGGGUGGAACUCCACCCUGGAGAGCAUCUCCAGCGGCGUGCCCAUGAUGUGCUGGCCCUUCUUCGCAGAGCAGCAGACCAACUGCCGUUAUUCUUGCGCAGAGUGGGGCAUCGGCAUGGAGAUCGACAGCGACGUGAGGAGGGAGGAGGUGCGGAGCCUGAUCGCGGAGCUCAUGGGAGGGGAGAAGGGUAAGGAGAUGAGGCGUCGGGCCAGGGAGUGGAAGGAGCGCACAGUGGAUGCGACGAAACCCGGGGGUACCUCCUCCAGGAAACUUGACGAGCUGGUGAGGAUGCUGCUGACGCCGGCCGCUGGCUUUGCUGCAAGUUGA
Molecule: messenger RNA, 1526 nt
Organism: Spirodela intermedia
Lineage: Eukaryota; Viridiplantae; Streptophyta; Magnoliopsida; Alismatales; Araceae
Source: the annotation of a GenBank genome assembly